Messenger RNA from Saccostrea echinata, 657 nucleotides. Its product is annotated as acylpyruvase FAHD1, mitochondrial-like. The transcript is spliced from 3 exons. The coding region runs from base 1 to 657 and encodes 218 amino acids. NCBI's taxonomy places the organism in Eukaryota, Metazoa, Mollusca, Bivalvia, Ostreida, Ostreidae. Gene Ontology annotation, cellular component: mitochondrion. Gene Ontology annotation, molecular function: acetylpyruvate hydrolase activity. The record is from RefSeq and is a predicted model, not a curated record.
AUGUCGGAAACUUACAAAAACUUUAAAGAAAACGGCAAAAAGAUCAUAGCAGUGUGCAGAAACUACAGAGGAUUGACAGCGGCACAGGGAAUACCCAACCCAGAAAAACCAGUCCUUUUUAUGAAACCAACGAGUGCCUACAUAUCCCAGGGUCAGAAUAUCAAGAUUCCUAUAAGAUGUAAAUUGUUAUAUCAUGAAGUGGAAUUGGGAGUUGUCAUCAGUAAGAAGUGUACAAAGAUCUCACCAUCUGAUGCUGAUAAUUACAUCGGCGGCUUCCUACUGGCCCUUGACAUGACUGCCAAAGAUUUCCAUAACGAAGCCAAAGAAAAAUCCAGACCAUGGUUUCUUUGUAAAGGAUUUGACACUUCCUGUCCCGUUAGUGAAUUCAUUGAGAAGGACCGGAUUCCAGAUUACAGUGAUGUUGGCUUGUGGCUGAAGGUUGAUGAUGUAAUGAAGCAAGACAGUCGUACCUCGGAUAUGAUUUUUUCUAUCCCGGAAAUAAUAUCUUACGUCAGUACGUACUUCACGCUGGAGUCUGGUGACGUCAUAUUAACAGGUACCCCGGCGGGAUCUGGACCUGUCUAUGGGAGUCAAUCAAUAGAAUGUGGGCUUGCUGAUAUCGUUUCUAUGAAAUUUUCCGUUGUCGAUACAAAUUGA